Molecule: messenger RNA, 1328 nt
Organism: Rhipicephalus sanguineus (brown dog tick)
Lineage: Eukaryota; Metazoa; Arthropoda; Arachnida; Ixodida; Ixodidae
Exons: 4
Coding region: 398-745 (115 amino acids)
Source: RefSeq, a predicted model, not a curated record
CCCAUCGCAACGUCUGCGUUGGUUCUCGGGUGUCGGAUCGUCAAAAGGAGCUUCUGCUGGCUUUUGUGAAAGAGCACCCACAGAUCGCGACGCUGUCGUGCCCGCUGGAGCCGUCGUUCACGAGGGAGGACCGGGACGACAUGUGGCAGGAGCUAGUAGCGCUUUUGAACGAAGUCCCUGCGCGUAACACCACAGCCUUGCCAAACUCCGAGAGCAGCAGAGGUGGUCGGUCAUCUUACACGUCCCGCUUGUGCUCUACAGCGGCACCGGAGACGGCCAGAUUACGGGUUACCGCGGCCGCGUCGUGCUUGACAGGGACCGCGCGGGUCGACAGUACGCGAGGCCCGGAGUUCGGGUGAUCUGAAUCGAUGGUUCCCCCAGAUCAGAGCCUGCAAGCAUGUGCACUAUCUGGGGACUUCCGUCGCCUGCACCGCCAAGGUUCUUGGUCGGGAAAAACUUCCGCGGCUUGCAGGUGAGCCCUGCUCCAGCUGCUGCUGGUGUGGCUGAAGAGGAUGUGACCCAGGACCUUCCCCGUGCCACAACUCCUCAUGCCACAGCUGCGAGAUGUGGGCAACCGGCAGGCCGAGGCGCUGGAGUUACUAGCCGCGAACACCAGGCGGCAGGGCCAGAUAUUGGAAAGCUGCCGACUGCCAGGUUCAACUUCUCGGUGACGUGGUCCACGAGCUGCAAGGCGUUGGUACCCUCACCCGGGCUCUCAUUGCAGCAGAAGCCUCCUGCACAGUGAUUUGUAAAUACUAGUUGUACAUAUAUGUAGAUUUAUUUUUGUUCACAUCACGAGCUGUGAUACGCUGGUUUGCUUCAAUGGUGCCCUGCAAUUUCUUUUCAUUUAAUUUUCUCUUUCUGCAUAUCAGAAGCACUGAUGUGCUGUUUCAUUGUACAUCACACAGUGUAGCUCAAUGGUAAAUCGUGUCCUGCGAUGUCAUUUUCUUUUUAUUCUCAUCGUGCGAGGUGAUGCAUUCAGCAGUUUUGUAGUACAUGUGCAUAGCACAGUGUGGGUUCAUUUAUGAAUCAUGUUUUGCAAUGUCAUUUUUUUAAAAUCUCAUAUGAAGUAAUGCAUUCAGCAAUUUUGUAGUAUAUGCACAUAGUGCACUGUAGUGUAUCUUUAUGUCUAUAGUGUAUACGUGUAGAAUACUCGAUUUUUACAUAUCCUAGAAAAAAAGAAGAGCGUUUGUGAAUGGUCUAGGUUGCACAACAAUUUUGAAAUAUUGCAAGACCAAAAUAUAGUUGACGAACACGUGUUCUGUUGCUUAGAAGUGUUUAGACAACAGAAUUGGGUACAAACAGAAAUUAAUAAUAGAGGAAGACAU